Molecule: messenger RNA, 2447 nt
Organism: Sphaerodactylus townsendi
Lineage: Eukaryota; Metazoa; Chordata; Lepidosauria; Squamata; Sphaerodactylidae
Gene: SEPTIN11
Product: septin 11
Exons: 8
Biological process (GO): cytoskeleton-dependent cytokinesis
Cellular component (GO): septin ring; microtubule cytoskeleton; cell division site
Molecular function (GO): molecular adaptor activity; GTP binding; GTPase activity
Source: RefSeq, a predicted model, not a curated record
CAAGCCCAUCGUGGAGUACAUAGAUGCCCAGUUCGAAGCUUACCUGCAGGAGGAACUGAAGAUCAAGCGGUCACUCUUCAAUUAUCAUGAUACCAGGAUUCACGCAUGCUUAUACUUUAUUGCACCCACCGGCCAUUCACUGAAGUCUCUCGAUCUGGUCACCAUGAAGAAACUCGACAGUAAGGUGAAUAUCAUCCCUAUCAUUGCCAAAGCGGACACCAUUGCCAAAAACGAGCUGCACAAAUUCAAGAGCAAGAUCAUGAGCGAACUGGUCAGCAACGGGGUCCAGAUCUACCAGUUCCCGACGGACGAAGAAACGGUGGCCGAGAUAAACGCCACGAUGAGUGUCCAUCUCCCGUUCGCAGUUGUUGGCAGCACCGAAGAAGUAAAGAUUGGCAAUAAGAUGGCCAAGGCCAGGCAGUAUCCGUGGGGCGUUGUGCAGGUUGAAAAUGAAAACCACUGUGACUUCGUGAAGCUCCGUGAAAUGUUGAUCAGAGUCAACAUGGAAGACCUGAGGGAGCAGACGCACAGCCGGCACUAUGAGCUUUACCGUCGUUGCAAGCUAGAAGAGAUGGGGUUCAAAGAUACCGACCCAGACAGCAAACCUUUCAGUCUCCAAGAAACCUAUGAAGCCAAGAGAAACGAAUUCCUCGGUGAGCUUCAGAAGAAGGAGGAAGAAAUGAGGCAAAAUGAUAUUUUGUCAUCUUGAGUGAAGGGAGAAAAGAAGCUGAAUUGAAAAGAGACUUGAGAAGCGAAAAGGGACCUUCAUGAAAGGUUUUGAAACCACCUAAAGAGAGGACCCGCAAGAAAGAGAAGAAGUAGAAGAGAGAACAAAAAAGAAGGAACUUAGGAAGAGUUGGAAGCAGCUUUCCAGAAAGAAGAAAGCUUAGGCGAAGCUCAGCUAUUACAGUCUCAGGGCCAACAGGCCGGCUCUCAACAAACCAAGAAAGAGAAGGACAAGAAAAACAGUCCCUGGCUCUGCACAGAAUAAUGUCCCUCUUCCAAGCUAAUUGGAUGUGCUUUCCACCUUUGCAUCUUCUUCUUUAUGUAGCUGUCAGUCACCCGGGCAAGUUCCACCUCCCUCUGUCCUAGUGGCGCGUUAGAAGAAGCCGCAGAUGAGCCACAUAGACACCCCCCCACUGAGAGACGAGUUACCUCAUUCUUCUGCCUUUCUGUCCUUUUUCAGACUGUCACUCGCUGCGGUGUGUGUGUCUUUUCCAUGUGCGUGUCCGCUCACCACCGCUGGUGUCUGAGUUGACUUUCCGUCACUGCCCCGGUCAUUAAGAGAUGAAGCGGCAGUCGGCUUCUGAGAUUUUGCACUGAGGAUGUUGCUCCUUUUGAUACAGCAGGCCCGUGCCUCUCAGUGUAAGGGCAAGGAGAGUAUGGUGUGAAACCGUGUGUAUACGUAUAUGUGUGUAUGGGGGUGGGGGUGGUAUGUAUGCAGGCAGAUUGUGCUGAGUGUUUACAUCCUACGCAGAUUUAAUCUCGCGCUGAAUCGAAUUCUCUCCAAGAGAUCCUGUAACCUGGUUAUCCUGAAAGCCAUAUGAACUCAAACGGAUUCCCACCACCUGCGAUAGAACACUUUUAGUGGAGAUGGACGAAGGAGAGAGGAAAAGGGUCACGAAGACAUACCCAAACUUAGAUCCAGCUGCAUCUCAAACUGUAUCUUCUUUUAAAUCAGGUUUCAUUAGCUUCCAGCUCUCAGAAAGGCGGAACUCUGUACAUGGCCUCUGCGCUAGAUUUAGAGGCCUGCAGCACCGUUCUGCACAGAACAUUUAUUUAUAAGGGGAAUUUUUAAAAACAAAUCGCUGCCAACAACAGUACCAACAGGAACUGGUGCAAAAUAAGAUCAGUGAAUCACACACCUCAGUAUCUAAAAAAGGAACCAGCCGCAGCAGAUUUUUAACACUGUAGUCUUGAAUGCUCUCUGGAAUGAAAAAAUCCGGGAAGAACCGCUAAAGACCAAGUCCGUAACGGGUUUUUUUUUUGGGGGGGGGGGUUAGGAGGGAUUACAACACAAUGGCCAACCUCUCAUUGCAGGUUUCUAUGGGUAGAGGUGCCACUAGAAUCGGGUGAAAGCAAACUGUUAUGGGACGGUUCCUGCAAAUAGAUCAGUCUCCAGUAGCUUCAAAAGUUUGUUCUGUUUUCCUCCCAUAAAAAUGAACUUUCUGUCCCUUUUGGUUCCAAGGAGAGGUUUGAAAAGUGUAUGUGCAAUUUCUGACACCAUCUUCAAAGGGAAAGGAGAAACGAAGGACCGUGGCCAGGAGAGCAGGCCACGAAUGGACUGUAAUUGGUAAAUGUGCUUUGUGUGUCUAAUUUCUACAGCUGGUGGACUUUUCCCCUUUCAGAGUGCAGAAUCUGAUCUAUGCCAAGGUCACCCGUUCCCAUUGACUACUGGUUAAUAUCAAAAGGUAUUGAUGAAUUAAAAGGUGUCCUUGAUGAUUCAA